AGGUCACUUUUUGAAUGUCGAAGUUUUUUGUUGUCUCCUUUAAACUGGCAAAAAGGCAGAACUGUAAUCAGUCUCUAUAAUUAGAUUUUGAUCAUGGAGGGUGGUGGAAGGAGGCAAAGGUGGAAUAACAACAAAAGAUUUCAGAACAAGAAGCCAAAUCAUGUUUCUUGGCAGUGCUCGGUCCCCUCAUGGGAAAAGGAUUUCUGCAAAUACGAGUGCUCGCUCGAUUGGCAAAAACUUCUUCAGAUGAAGAAGUGCAUGCAUUUUUACGAUAACGUGAUAAAGUGGGAUGACUCGGCCGGUGAGGAGGCAUUUCGCCAUGCAAAAACCCGUUAUUGGGCCCAGAUAAACGGGCUUUCUUGCGACUUCCCGCUGCCCGAUCCAAAUCUUUAUAUCGAUAAAAUCGACUGGAAUUCCGAAAUUGCCCCUGAUGCCUGUCCCGACUCUGAAAGCCCACAGCCCGUUUAUUCCCCUAACACUGGCUGUACUGAGCCCGUCGUUAUCUUUGGAGACUCGUUCGCAGCGAAUCACGGGUUAUCCCUUGCAGGAUGGGGUGAUGAAGCCGAAAACUUCGAAAGCUCGGGCAAUCAUAAUAAUAAAUGCCACGUCAGCUACGAGGGGCAAAACUGGAAUCUUGGAUGGUAUGAAUAUGAUAAUGGGUGGCAAUAUGGGUAUGGAAACGAAUUCGGUAACUACGGUUGGAAUAGUAACGACUGGGGCUGGGGCUAUUAUGGUAAUUAUUACGGUUAUGUGGGCCCAUAUGUCGAAAACAAUGGUGGACAGGUGUCGAGCUACGAGGCUCUGGAGGCUCGUGCGGAUAAUAAUGGCUCGGGUGGAGCGUAUCGAGGGAAAGAAGGCGGACGAGAUGGUUAUGGAGAGUGGAAUAAUGGGUUGAGCUUGUGUGGGCCCACGGGUCAAGGUGUAAGAGCUCGGGAGAAUUGGAAACGUGUUUCUUGAGUGAAGACUCGGAAAAAAUCGAACGUGCUUAGUUCUUGAUGUAAGACUUGAGAUGCUCUUUUCUUAUUUUUGGCCAAGUUUUUAGGUGUAUAGAGAAGAUGGCCUUUGUUAGCUUCAGAGGAUAGAUGGAAUUUGGGGUUCAAAUUUGAUUUGAUGAGAUU
Molecule: messenger RNA, 1118 nt
Organism: Striga asiatica
Lineage: Eukaryota; Viridiplantae; Streptophyta; Magnoliopsida; Lamiales; Orobanchaceae
Source: the annotation of a GenBank genome assembly